Amoebophrya sp. A25 is the source of this 3990-nucleotide messenger RNA. Lineage: Eukaryota; Dinophyceae; Syndiniales; Amoebophryaceae. The record is from the annotation of a GenBank genome assembly.
CUUCGUGAUGCAUUCUGUAGUCGGAUCCAUCUUUCUUGCAUAGAUUGGCCACCAAAGCCUACCGUUCGGUUUUCGGAUUCAUCGUUAAAGCCUGAGAAUGAGAAAACCGGAGCGAAAUAAGAUUGAAAGUGAACAAGUCGAGAGAACUCUUCGUGUGAAGUGAGUGACAGACCCUGAUGCCCUGAAAGUUCGCGUAUCUUCCCCGUGAAAGGAUUGAAAAUUGAAUAUUACUGGUAGCCAAAACCUAGAGGAUGAAUGUAUGUGUAGCUCGGGAAUAUAUUUUGUAUGACAAUACUGCCCGUCGGCAGUAAUAUAAGGAGGUAACCGGACUCCACCUGCCGCCGGUUUGCGAACUGGAUAAAACUGGGAUCACCCUUCCGGCGGUCUCGGCAUACAAAAAAAAAGCUAGGGCCAGGGUGGAGUGCAUGAAUCAUGAAAACAUUUUUUGUUUCGACUCUGGGACUGGGUAUCGCUCCGUUUUACGAUAUUACCAACAGACAGACUGCCACGCACUCGCAAGUUUCUAAUACUAAUAAAAAUCGAUAGAAUUCGACUUCGAAGCUUGAAAAUGAAAUUGAAUCUUCGAUAGCAACAUUUCAUCAUAGCCAAAGAAGAUACAACUGGCUAGGACUCCAUCUCGGUCGACAGGCAUCCUGCUCUCCCAGAGGAGGCGUGCUCGGGACUUUUCCUCUUUUCCGUCGAAAAAUUUUCGACUAGAAGAACGAUAGGAGGGACAUCAAGUCCUCGUCCUCACCGGAUACUUAGCAUCAAACGUCUUCUGAACAUGAUCGCGGAGGAACAAAUCAGAAACGAAGCAAGAUAGCAACGCUCGUCUGCGGUGAAAAGAAUCACGGGUACGAAAGCAUCGUAUCGUUAGCAGAGGUACCAGCAGAAACUGUAAAGAAGAGCAGAACAUCUCCCUGUUGUUCUUGUUCCGACCUUCGUGUCGUUAGACCUUAUCCUUAGCAGAACAUCUUCCUGUUGUGUUAGGUCCGUCGACGACUGCAGGUUGCUACCCCGUUAGGUCGGCGACCUCUCCAGAGAGAAAAGAACGGCACAGAGCUAAAUCAACGCCGACAGUUUUAUUUUACUAGCAAGACGCCACAAAUGAAAAUCCGAAGAAACAGGUCCGCUCCUGCAUAGCAGUAACAACGUCUUUCUUGUUACAUCAACACGCAAUAGCAAGAUUAUUACGACUUCUGGACGAUUUUGAUUACGGCAACAAGUGGCCUGGUCCAGUACCAGUGCUUACGACGUGGAGGGCCGUGAACAAAUAGAUCUAGAAGAUCUCUGCCAACGAAGCCAAAAAUGCCACCAAAAGCGAAGCCAAAAGCAGCCGCAGGUGGCGGAGAGGACGAAACAUGGGACAACUUCCAAAAGUUUUACACAAAAGCAAUGAAAACGUAUUCAUAACCGGUAGUUGAUAUGUCCGCUAUGUAUCGUCUAACAUCACCAUCAUAACCGGUUGAUUUUCCCUCGUAGUGAGUGUGAGUCGUAGUGUUACCUCCCUUCAUGUGAUGUUGACAUAAGUAAGUAAGUAAGUGCCUCUGACUUCUCGCCACGACCUCGCGAGGACAUCCCUCUACUCAACAUCAAACAUCACGACAAGGUACAACCUCCAAAGGGGUCCCGACGUCGACAAGAUAAUGGAAAAAUUUGACGAGGGCAUGGAUCCCCUUCAGAUAAGAUGGAACUUUACAGAGCCAUUAGACAACAUGGGUUUCAAAAUACUCAUGCAGUGCCUUAGGGAAGCAGAGUACUGCUACUGAAUUGAUGUUUUUUCCGCGAUGAAGAAGACUUUCAUUUUUGAUGAUGAGUUCUACGAGUCUUGCGCACGUACAAAUACUACCCGCCGUCUUAGAAACGGCCCAACUCAAAUUCACUGAUGCAUAAAGACAGCUACACUUAAACACAGCUACACAGGAUCUAGGAUUUUUAGCAAGUUUCUUUCCAAUGCCAGCCCACUUCUCCGUUCACACAAACUGUCGAUACCAGGUACAAGAAGAUAACCAAUAUUCGGUUAUGGAAGUGUGAUCCGAAGGGUGACGAGUCAGUGCGAUCAGUAUGCGAGUACCUAGAGUCACCGAAUGGGGUCGUCGUAGAGGACCUCCAGUUCACGGACAACAACAUAACAGACUUGGGAUGCGAAUUCCUUGGUACCGUUAGAGUUGGAUUCGUUCCUUGCUCUUUCUUUCACAAUAGUAUGAUGAACUUGAACAUGAAUUAGAAACGAACGCUCAGAAUUUUGAACAACUCCGAUGAACAAUCCACCAUCAAACCCAAUUUAUUCUCAUCUUCAUGACAACAUUUCGAUUUUGAAAUAGGAAUUCGUCUUUCAACAUUACCAUGCCCUGCCCUCAUUCCCUGCCGCCGAGCGCUAGACCAGAAGGAAUGAGGGGAGGGCAUGGUGAAGGAACAUAAUCAACAUGUAUCUUCUAGAACAUCGUCACCAAUCAGCACGAUGACAUUUAUGCUCCUUCACCAUGCCCUCCCCUCAUUCCUUCAGGCCUAGCACUCGGCGGCAGGGAAAAAGUUGCGGGAAAAAUACAACUCGUUCCACCAGUGUCGUAUUUGCGACUCGACUAUAACCACAUAGGAGCAAAAGGCGUGCAAAAGCUGUCAUUAGGACUGGCACAGAAUAAGGUACUACUAACUUACCGACUUGCUGUGUGUACUUUGCAGGUGAUACAACAGGACCAGGCGAACGAGUUUCUUAUCAGUAUCACGGUGCCUACAACUACUACUACAACACGCUUCUCGAGUACUGAAAGUAACACCUUACAUUUUUUACCAAAAUAAAUCCUUCCACUUUCAUAGUCGAGUAAAAAAUCCUUACCACGAAUACACCACGACCACAGACCCUCCGCGCCUUGUCCUGUCAAUACUGUGCGAUAGGACCCGAGGGCGGGCAGCCACUCGCCUGUAUACUAAUGUAUAGGGAGAGUGAGAUGGAGCAAUUUCUUAUGCGUGGAAACGAGUUAGGAGAUAUGGGAGCCCUAGCGUUACUUCGUGGUGUCAGGAGGAAUCAGAAGCUUAAGCUUCUCGAUGUAAGCGACAAUAAGUUCACAGAAAAACCGGAAAUUCUCGACGUCCUCUUGGACUGCUUCCAGAAUAAUCUAUGUACUAUAUGUAGAUGAUGAAGAUACAACUUCAACUAAGUACUUACUUAUUUUUUCACUUCUUUUUAGUCUUUGUGUUUGUCUUCUACCACAGUACGAGUACCUACUUGCUCGAAGUGUAUCAUUCACCUUCCACACCACAGUGCUCGAAGUGUAUCGAUUAGUGGGGAACCAGAUAUCGGACGUUGGUGCGCAGAAGCUAAUUCACGGCAUGAUAGGGAUGAGCCAUUUGAAGGAAAUCCAAGUCCCCGAAAGUUAAAGCUCAAAACUCUUCAUUUCUACCAGCCAUUUCUCAUUCUCUCCAUUUCCUUCUUGGAAUUGGGCUUGGGAGAAAUGUUAAUCUACGCAAGAAGAAAUGAAGUGUUUUGAGCUGCUCUAAGAAAGGUGUUCCCAGUCAACCUACGAAGCGCUCGAACAAGCCUUGGGAGGAGGCAAAAAGAAAAAAGGCAAGAAAGGGAAGAAGAAGUAAACUUGGUGCGAAGAAGAAGAGGAGGUCACGGAAUUCUUGUGCAUCUUGAUCGAUGUCAAGAUCGAGUCUAAGUUCUAUGGAUUUCGAUUUUUAGCUUUGGUUCAACAGAUAACGAUUCUUCACGGCCGAUUUCUUGAAGCAUUCUUGAUGGAAACCCGUUCUUGAUUCUUAUUGAUUCUUUCACUACGAGAAAAGCAAGCUGAGGAGAGUCAGCACCAGAGGCUGAUUUCCUGAAGUACCCGUCUUGUUUACACAAUCAUGUGGAUGAUAUUUGUCACAAUGUGGAUGUGCGAUGAUUCAGAGUUGUCCUACGCGACAAAAAAAGUGAAUGGGAGGACACAGACUAGAGCUGCAGCCGUGUGUCUUCGAAUUCACUCUGAUGUACGUCUUUUCUUAUAAUAA